AUGCCAGAACAAUACACAGGUAGGUUACAUCGACUGAACUGACCGAAUGUCCACGCUGGAACAUUGACCCUUCCUCCCCACAUGCGGUCCUUUCUCCUCCGCUCGCUCCGACAUGCCCGUCGCUCGCUCACUCCUUCGCACAUGGUCACGACGCUCAAAUAGGACCUCUGAGCGGCUAUCGCAAGGGCGAGCUCAAGGAAAUUGCAUCUGCAAUGGACAAUGGCAUUGACACGACCAUCAUCCGCGCUGAACGUACGUUCUCACUUCUGAGCCGGUCGCGCCUCCCUGACAAUCUCGUUAUUGACCCGAUGUAAAUCCAUCUUGAUGGGUUUUCCACCCUCCAUCAGUCGAGAACCACAUCCGCAAGGCCCUUCGCGAAAGGGAGAGCUUGCGCACCGACAAGCAGUUCAAGGGCCUGUGGGAUGCUUUGCCCGAAACCGAACAAAACACCGAGAUCAACACCCUUGGCGAAGCGGCCUCCCAAGCCGUCUCGGCCAUCAAGUCCAUGUCUCGUACCCCGAAGAAGAGUCUUUCCAAGUUGGCUUCCAACGUCUCGACCCCUGCCGGAGACGUCUUGGCCAGUGUCGAGAAGCACGCCAAGGCGCUCGUUCCUUCGAAGGAGACGCAGGCCCGCCUCAGAAAGUCGCACAAUGACACCGUCACCGUCUACCGCCGCAAGAGCUCGAUGAACCUCCGAGAAGCGGCGUCCCAGGCCCGUGAGGUCGUUGCCGCAACGCAGGAGAUUGCCUCGUCGGCUUGGACCAUCACCUCGGUCUUGAUCGCCGCUGAAAUCUCUUACCUCGCCUGGUCCGCCAUCCCCUGGGGUGCAAAGGUGAGUUGCAGUGAUGGGAGAAUCUUCUAGGGCCAAGUCACUGAUCUGCCCGCCUCUUUCAUUUUCCCUAGGCGUUCGGCCCUCAUGAAUGGCUCACGCGCUCAGCGACGCCCGCCUUCGUCGUUCGAUACCCCGAUGUCUCGGUCCUGGCGCACCCGACCUUCACGCACGCGUUCCUCAAGUGGUCCUUCUUCACGAUCCUCCUCCCCUUGAUCGCCUCGGUCGUGCUCGCUUUCCCGCAAAACUCCAAGCACACCUCGGGUCGACCCGGUCGUCGUUCGGCGAACCAGGACGACGUCUCGGCUCCGAACCCGCUCUCGUUCGCAUUGGCGCGUACUUCGAUCGUCCUUUUGAACGGUUACAUCUUUUCCCGUGCCGUGAGCAAGAUCCACUGGUCGUUCGAAGCCGUUGAGGGCUACCCUGCCAUCUCUUUGCUCACCAGUGCUCUGUCAGCCGUCUUUGCGGCUUACGAGCAAAAGUGA
Molecule: messenger RNA, 1314 nt
Organism: Microbotryum saponariae
Lineage: Eukaryota; Fungi; Basidiomycota; Microbotryomycetes; Microbotryales; Microbotryaceae
Source: the annotation of a GenBank genome assembly